AGCUCCCACACUGCGACAAGGAUUUCCUGGACGCUGGAGUGAGGCUGACGAUGGACGAAGACUGCCUGAACGGACCGCAGAGGCUAGUCGCCGAUGGACUGAUGACCCAGAAGGAAUGUGAAGUGCUGAUAAAAUUUGGCGCGGCCGGAUUUCAUGGCAACGGUCAUUACGAUAAUCCCCACCCGAUGACUAAUAAGGAACUUUUUGCUGGCUUUCGCACGAUGGACCUCACGGGGAAAUUGAAAAGCUCUAGUGAGAUCGCCACCGCCAUGAAAGUCAUGCUGGCAGCAUCGGACAGGGCUCGGCUCUACAGCGAAGCCUACUUCCGGCUGAAAAGAAGGCUCUACAUGCACCUCGUUCAGACGAAUUGCAGGACUGCAGAGCAAGAUUCGACCACCAACAGGACCGAUAUGAGUCACCCGAUCCACGCGGACAACUGUCAGUACCAGGAAAACGCCAGCUGCCCAGCGCUGAACUGGCAGUUCAGCUGGCGCGACUUCAGUGCUGCCGUCUACCUCAACGACGAUGCGCAUGGCGGAGAGAUUGUGUUUGCCACGACACCCCGCACGAGCAUACGGUCCAUCGUCCGGCCAAAGUGCGGACGACUGGUAUCCUUCAACAGCAGAAACCCGCACGGCGUCCUCCCCGUGUUCUCCGGCCGGCGGUGUGCCCUACUUGUGUGGAUGACGCACACCAGGGAGCAGCAGGAAGCAAUCAGGAUCGAAACUGAAAACAUACUGGGCUACAGUGUGGCUAACAGCAGCCACCGAUACGCCUAAGCGCUUGUAAUAUUGCUGCUUCCUGGAACACGGCUGUGCACGAGAGCACUGUAUUGCAACUUUCUUGGCGUCAUCUACGCUGAACACUGUCUGCAAGUUUGAAUCUUACUUCACUAAAUUUUGUUAUACGUAUUUUUCAGUCAUUCUGGCAUAUAUCUCACGUUUUGGUAUUUGCAGCUGCAUCUUGGAAGCAAUAAAGCGUAUACAUGCUCAACCAUCUCAGGUCCUUUCAAUGGGCUGAGACGGUUGUUCUCACUAUUCUCAGUGUAUAAUUGUACCUUAGAGCAGAGAGGCCAAAAUGGCUGCACACAAAUAAAAUCUGAGCUCUCGGUGUAC
Messenger RNA from Dermacentor silvarum, 1115 nucleotides. RefSeq names its product prolyl 3-hydroxylase 3-like. Gene Ontology annotation, molecular function: iron ion binding; oxidoreductase activity, acting on paired donors, with incorporation or reduction of molecular oxygen; L-ascorbic acid binding. Gene Ontology annotation, biological process: collagen metabolic process. The record is from RefSeq and is a predicted model, not a curated record. Lineage: Eukaryota; Metazoa; Arthropoda; Arachnida; Ixodida; Ixodidae. The transcript has 5 exons. Bases 51 to 779 code for a protein of 242 amino acids.